This is a messenger RNA of Phaedon cochleariae (mustard beetle), 1800 nucleotides long. The record is from the annotation of a GenBank genome assembly. NCBI's taxonomy places the organism in Eukaryota, Metazoa, Arthropoda, Insecta, Coleoptera, Chrysomelidae.
GCGUGUUAUUAUCAUCGUGUGUUGAAAAUUGAACAGUUCUGUACUAAAUUUCGUGGAUAUGAUGACAAGACUUCGAAAUCCUUUAAUUACAUUUUUGGAAAAAAAUGACGGACAAUUGACAUCACAAUAUAUAGUAACGUUUUGCGCUUGCAUCUGUCAAUUUUCGAGCGGCCUCAGCUUCUCAUGGAUCAUUCCCUCCCUGAACAAGGUGAUGUCCGACGAGUACCCCUUCAAGAUGUCCUCCGACGAGGCUUCAUACCUCGCCAUCAUAAACCAAAUAGGGUUCGUAGUUGGGGCAGUGUUGUCCGCCCACCUAAUGGACGUCAUCGGCAGAAAAUGGACGCUAGUGUGGACGUCACUACCGAUGGUAGCCUCCUUCCUCAUGAUCUCUUUGAGUGACUUUUCGAAAAUUUUGCUCUACGUAGCUCGGGUGUUGGGAGGCAUAGCAGAAGCUAGUGCCACCGGCAUAGUGGGCAUCUACAUAGCAGAAAUAGCCUCCCCCUCUAUCAGAGGAAUGCUCGUCAACUCGAUCAACAUAGCAUACAUGAUAUCGUACAUCCUUAUGAGUCUGUACGGCUACUACCUCAGCAUCCAAGUCACAGCCUUGGUAUCUUUAGCCUUUCCCAUUCUGUUCCUGCUGACCUUUACCAGCAUGCCCGAAUCUCCCUACUACCUGCUCAUGAAGAAGAACACAGAAGAAGCUCGGCGAAGCCUGAGGCUGCUCAGAAGGAAACAGGACGUCGAACUUGAGGCUUGUUCCCUUCAAGCUGACGUCGAUAGACAGAUGUCGGAGCGAGGCGGCUACAGAGAGCUAUUCACCAUCCCAGCCAAUCGCAGAGCGAUAUUCCUCAUGCUGUGCGUGAAGUUUCUGCAUCUGGGCACUGGCUUCAACGCUAUAGGCGCCUAUGCGCAAGUUUUGCUCGACCAGGAAAGGAUUUCAGCAGUGUGGGGUAUGUUCAUAAUCGGAGUCUUCACUCUCCUUUCCUACAUCGGAGGGAAUUUCCUGCUGGACAGGCUAGGCAGGCAGAAACUAGCAGUGAUAUCUUCGACAACGACGACUGUCUGUCUUUUCGGUAUCAGCGCAUUCUUUCUGUUGAGGUUCUAUUUCCAUUUGGACCUGUCCAACCUAACGUGGUUACUUCUCGUCCUGAUAGUCUGCUACUUCAUUUGCUAUAGCGGUAUGGCCACUGUCAUCAAUGUUUUCGCAACGGAACUAUUCUCGAAUAGUGUCAAAGCAGAAGGUACGUGCUUAUUCAUGGUGAUCCAUGGAUUGGGUACCAUGGCCACUACGAAGUAUUACCAAUUUACCAGUGAUCAUGUAGCUUUGUUCGUGCCUUUUGUCACUUUUGGCCUGAUCACUCUGUUCGGUAUCUUCUUCUUCGUUCUCGUUAUGCCUGAGACGAAAGGAAAGACGUUGGAGACCAUACAAAUGGAGCUGAAGUACAAAAAGUAGCUAGCAUGUCUUCAAGAUCCCAAAGGUUUGCCAUGGUGAACAAAAUGUUAUCAAUGAUAGGCAUUUAUGGGGCUUUUUCCUUCCUGGGCAAACUAGGCAGGAAAUAACUAGGUGUGAUAUCUUCGACAAUUAUUACUUGACAACAGUUCUUUCUUUCUCUUCUUCCUGAGACUCUUUCCCAUUUGGGACGAGCAAACGAUCAUGGUUACAUCACUAGUCAGCUGAGAAGAUUCUAGUUAUCAAGUUAAAUAAGGCAAUACACAGGGUGUCCCUAGAAGGUCUUUACGAAAACUUACCACAUAUUCCUCAGAUCUCAACAAUCAGAUUGAUUUUAGCAAAUUUGCCUA